Messenger RNA from Vanessa atalanta (red admiral), 4413 nucleotides. RefSeq lists its product as uncharacterized. Gene Ontology annotation, molecular function: nucleic acid binding. The transcript has 3 exons. The record is from RefSeq and is a predicted model, not a curated record. NCBI's taxonomy places the organism in Eukaryota, Metazoa, Arthropoda, Insecta, Lepidoptera, Nymphalidae. Bases 1 to 4413 code for a protein of 1470 amino acids.
AUGUAUGAAGUACGAUUGCCGCAGAUUAAUUUACCAACAUUUUCAGGUGGUUAUGAUGAAUGGCAAACAUUUUAUGAUCUCUUUGUAUCACUCAUCCAUGAAAACGGAAGUUUAAGUGGCGUGCAAAAGCUGCAUUAUCUAAAGAGCAGUCUUUUGGGAGAACCUGCAAACCUAUUAAAAAAUUUAUCAACUACAGAAAUUAAUUAUGGUGAAGCGUGGAAAAUGUUAGUCAAGCGCUACAAUAAUUUCAGAUACAAUACCAAUGAGAUUAUGAAGAAGCUAUUUUGCCAAAGAAAUAUAAUUACUGAUUCGGCGAUUAAUUUGAAACAACUUUUGGAUACUACUACAGCGUGCCUGAAAUCUCUGAGCAACUUAGGUGUAAACAUUGAAAAUUGGGACUUAUUCAUUAAUUAUUUAGUUGUAUCCAAGUUAGAUCAAGAAUCUCGUAAGCAAUGGGAAGUGCAUGUUAGUCAGACUGAGUCGGACGCCUUACCGACGUGGAAAGAUUUAUCAAAAUUUCUAGAAACACGCUUUAGAACAUUAGAGAUGAUAAAUCCAUCAAAACAAUUAAUCAAGCAGAAAAUGAAUGAAAAAAAAGGAGCUAUUUCACGUACAAAUACCUGCACUAUGUGUUCUGGAUCACACAUACUAUAUCAAUGCAAGCAAUUUGCAAAUAAAUCUCCUGAAGAAAGAACUGAGUUUGUGCAAGCAAAGAGAUUGUGUUUUAAUUGUUUGGGACAUAAUCAUGCAGUUAAGUUUUGUCGCCAAUCAACCUGCUGUCGGCGUUGUGGAAAACGUCAUCACUCUUUGUUGCAUAUUGAACGAAAACAAGAAUCAUCUCCUUGCGAGUCGAAGGAGCUUAACAUCGCAACAGAAACUGAAACUAAGAUAUCAACUCACUUUACACAGGAGACACGCAGAGAAGUAUUAUUGGCUACAGCAGUGGUCAAAAUUAAAGCAAAAACUGGCUAUUAUCAAUUUGCGCGUGCUCUUAUAGAUCAAGGUUCUGAGGCAUUAUUUAUCAACGAAGCUACUGUUCAAGCUCUGGGUCUUGAACGUACAUCAGUGAAUGGCCUUAUAACAGGAGUAGGAGACGGGAAGACACGUACAAAGAGUUCGGUUUCAUUUAUACUAGAGUCACGAUAUCAUUCUUUUACAAUACCAGUUGAAGCAUUUGUCUUGAGUAAAUUGACUUCCUUCUUACCAAAUAAUACAACUUCAAUCACGGACUGGCCAGAAAUUGAGAAUUUAUCACUGGCGGAUCCGCAAUUCGGAGAACCAAGCAGAGUUGAUAUUAUUUUGGGCGUUGACAUUCUUAGCCAAAUCAUCUUAGAGGGUCUUAAGAAACAUCCAUCGAAGUGUGGCCUCAUUGCACAGAACACGCAAUUAUGUUGGAUAUUAUCAGGACGUAUUCAUAAGACUAAUAAAUCUAAUAGGAUUAUCAAUCUCCAUCUACAAUUGGAAGAAGACCAACUCUUAACCAAAUUUUGGGAGAUAGAAAGAGGACCAGAGAAUAUAGUUAAGAAAAUGACAAGAGACGAGACAAUUUGUGAAGAGUUUUUUGAAAAAACAACAAAAAGAGAUGAAGAAGGACGGUACAUAGUAAGGUUACCAUUUAAGGAAGAAGAUCCACAGUGUUUUAAAGGUGAAACAAAAGAAAUUGUACUAAGAAGAUUUAAACUACUAGAACGAAAACUAAUAAAAAAUCCAGCCUUAUAUGAUGAUUAUAAAAAGGUGAUAGAAGAUUACAUCAUUCAAGGUCAUAUUAUUAAGGUCUCGAAUUCAGAUACGAGUUCUAGAGCAUUUUAUCUUCCACAUCACGCUGUUGUAAGAGAAGACAAAGAAACAACCAAGGUUCGAUGUGUUUUUGACGCCUCUUGUAAAGGAUCUAACAACGUUUCAUUGAAUAGCUGCUUUAUCAUAGGUCCUAAGCUUCAACAAGAUCUUAGGCAUAUUUUAAUGAGAUGGAGACUUCAUCCAUACUGUGUUGUAGCUGAUAUUGUACAAAUGUACAGGCAGAUUCGUGUACAUAGUGAUGAUUCAGAUUGUCUGAGAAUUUUGUGGAGAUUUGAUCCGAACAAACCCAUAGAAACCUAUAAACAUGUAAGACUCACAUUUGGUACCUCAUGCGCACCAUAUUUAGCCGUAAAAUGUCUGCAACAACUAGCAAUAGAUGAGAAGUCCAAGUACCCAAUAGCAGCCAAGAUAACUUUGCAAGAUUUUUAUAUGGAUGACUUAUUAACGGGCGGUGAUGAUGAAGUUGAGAUUAUUGAUAUCUACGAUCAAAUGAACAAAUUGAUGAAUGCUGGAGGCUUUUGUCUACAAAAGUGGUGCACAAAUAGCGAGAAGUUACUUAAUCACAUCAAAGCAGAUAAAAUAAGAUCAGAUCAAGCUGUGAUUUUUAAAGAAAAUAAUAUGAUUAAAGUUCUAGGUAUAUGUUGGAAUAAAAAUACAGAUAAUUUUGAAUACUUGCAUCAUUUACCUGAAGCAGAUAUCCCCAUAACGAAAAGGAAGGUAUUAUCAGAUAUCGCAAGAUUGUACGAUCCAUUGGGAUGGAUUGCGCCUGUUAUCAUUACAGCCAAAAUUUACAUGCAGAAGUUGUGGAAGUCUGGUUUAGCUUGGGAUGAUAACCUUACACCAGACCUGUUAAAAGAGUGGCUAGCGUUUCGACGUGAUUUGGUUAACGUACAAGGCAUAAUGAUUCCAAGAUGGUUGCAAGUAAAACGUGAUUAUUACGUAGAACUUCACGCUUUUGCAGAUGCUUCGCAAGCUGCCUAUGCUGCUGCAGUUUACAUGAAAAGUAGAGAUGAAAUAGGGAAUGUUAGAGUUCAUCUAAUCACGGCAAGAACUAGAGUUGCCCCAGUGGAAAAAGAAAUAUCCAUCCCACGUCUUGAACUAUGUGCAGCUCUUCUUGCAGCUCAAUUAAUGUUUGAAGUGUCGCAAGUUCUUAACAUUCCAAAGGAACGAUUACGAGCUUGGUCCGAUUCCACCAUAGUGUUAGCAUGGAUAACUGGUGAACCAAGUCGUUGGACGACGUUCGUCAGCAAUAGAGUGUCAGAAUUAUUGACGAUUCUAAAUAGAGACCAAUGGAAUCAUGUCAACUCAAAGGAGAAUCCUGCUGAUUGUGCAUCAAGAGGAAUUCAAGCCGAAGACUUGAAGGAUCUCAAUUUAUGGUGGUUUGGCCCAUCAUGGCUUAAAGAGAUUAAUGAGUACAAAACAUAUAAAUCCAGUAAUUUUAUAACUAACGAGGAACAAAGACCCAUUAAGAAUAUGAGCGCAGUAGUUCAAAUAAAGGAAGAGGAAUUCCUGUGGACGAAAUUUUCAAAUUUGCAGAGACUAUUGCGAGUUUUAUCUUAUUGUCGAAGAGUUCUGCUAUGGAGAAUACCAAAUAAGAUGAAACUUCUAUCAGAAAACAUUACGCCAGAAGAAAGGAACAUAGUUUUACGAAUUUGUGCUGAUAAAGAAUUGAGAGAAAUGUUUAAUAAGGCAACUUCUGACUUUUCUAAGGAAAUAAAAACCUUGCUAGCAAAUGGAGGUACUACGUGGCACUAUAUACCACCUCAAGCACCAAAUUUUGGAGGACUUUGGGAGGCCGGUGUUCGAUCUACAAAGUAUCAUCUCAAAAGAGUUAUAGGUGACACUACUCUAACUUAUGAAGAGCUUUCUACGGUACUGACGCAGAUAGAGGCGUGUUUGAAUUCACGACCGUUGUGUCAAUUGAGUGAUAAUUCGGAUGACGUAUUGCCACGAACUCCCGGUCAUUUCCUUAUUGGAGAACCAUUGAUAACAAUUCCUGAUGAAGAUUACUCCAAAAGCAAUAUCACAGGUCUACAGCGAUGGAAACUUGUACAAAAAAUGUUAAAUGAUUUCUGGAAGAGAUGGUCAGCUGAAUAUCUGAUUACAUUAAACCAACGGUUUAAGUGGUUAUCGAAGAGAGCUGAACCAGAGAUUGGUGAUAUAGUUAUUAUCAGAGACGAAAAUUUGCCACCCGCAAAGUGGCUACUUGGAAAAAUUGAGGAGAAGCACUCGGGGAAGGACAACAUAACCCGUGUUGUUACAGUUAAAACCAAGAAUGGUCUUCUCAAAAGAGCUUGUAACAAACUUUGUUUUUUACCCAUGACUGAGUCUGUCAAUGAUUUAUUCGUUGACUCUCUGGCAAACUUAAUUGGUCCACCUUUAUUGCUUCUAACUAAAAGACGCUUCUUAGCGCCGUGCGGUACCGGGACGGGAGGAGGGACGACGGUCCAGAGGGCGUCGGGCAAGAGGCGAGGACGAGGAGCCGCGGACAGGAUGGGAGGGGAGGGAGGGGAGGGGCAGGGGUACGACGGGUCGGAGAGCGGGGCGCAGGCGGCGGUGGACCAGCGAAGUUGCCGCGGCUUAGGCCGCGCGCGCCUCACCUACUCUUACGCUUAA